ACACACACGCACCCACCCAAACAACACAGGCGCCUGGCGGAUGAAGACGAUGAACUGUCCGAGGUGCAGCCAGACGCGGUACCACCGGAGGUGCGGGAAUGGUUGGCGUCCACCUUUACCCGGCAGCUCGCAACGACGCGGAAGAAGUCGGACGAGAAGCCCAAGUUCCGCUCGGUGGCGCAUGCCAUCCGGGCCGGCAUCUUUGUCGAUCGGAUCUAUCGGCGCGUUUCCAGCACCGCCCUGAUGCAAUUUCCGCCCGAAGUCGUACGCGUGCUAAAGACUCUUGACGAUUGGUCAUUCGAUGUGUUUGCGCUGGCUGAAGCGGGCAACUGUCAGCCGGUCAAGUAUCUCGGGUACGAUCUGCUGAACCGGUACGGCAUGAUACACAAGUUCAAGGUACCGCCGGCCACACUCGAAACCUUCCUGACGCGCAUCGAGGAAGGCUACUGUCGGUUCCGGAACCCGUACCACAACAACCUCCAUGCAGCGGAUGUCGCACAAACCGUACACCACGUCCUUUGCCAGACCGGGCUAAUGCACUGGUUGACGGAUCUGGAAAUAUUCGCCACGCUGCUGGCAGCGCUUAUCCACGACUACGAGCACACGGGGACGACCAACAACUUCCACGUGAUGUCCGGUUCGGACACGGCCAUGCUGUACAACGAUCGGGCCGUGCUGGAGAACCACCACAUCAGUGCGGCGUUCCGCGUGCUCAAGGAGGACGAUUGCAACGUGCUCCAGAAUCUGUCGCGGGACGAGUACCGCGAGCUGCGGACGCUCAUCAUCGAUAUGGUGCUCGCGACCGACAUGUCCUUCCACUUUCAGCAGCUGAAGAACAUGCGCAACCUGCUGACGCUGGCCGAACCGCAGGUGGACAAAUCCAAAGCCCUCUCGCUGGUGCUGCACUGUUGUGAUAUUUCGCACCCGGCCAAACGCUGGGACAUCCAUCACAAGUGGACGAUGCUGCUGCUGGAGGAGUUCUUCCGGCAGGGCGAUCUCGAGCGGGAGCUUGGCCUACCGUUCAGCCCGCUGUGCGACCGUAACAACACGCUCGUGGCCGAGUCGCAGAUCGGUUUUAUCGAAUUUAUCGUCGAACCGAGCAUGACCGUCUGUGCGGAUAUGCUCGAGAUCGUGCUCGCACCGAUCGCACCGAUCACGUGCAACGCAUCGAGCAGUGCCGGUGCGACGGCUGCAACGGGCAGUGGUAGUGGUGGUGGCGGCGCGGCCAACAAUACGUCUAGUAGUAAUAGUAGCAACAACAAUAAUAAUAAUAAUAACAAUAAUAAUAAUAAUAGUAAUACCAACGUCAACAAUAAUAGUAGCAUUAAAAGUACUACCAAUACUCUUAGCGUACCGAACAACAAUACGAACAACAAUGAAGCAAUAAGUAGUGGUGCGGAGGGCAAGGAUGGUGCUGAGGCGCCGGCCAGCCAAAGUGCCGGUACCAACACCACGACGAAGAACGGCAGUGCCGAUCCGAACGAGAAGCCGAACCGCUUCAAAAUACGCAAACCGUGGACGAUCUGUUUGGCGGAGAAUAAGAAAAUCUGGAAGGAACAAGCCGUCCGUGAUGCGGAAGCAAGGGCAGCAGCAGCAGCGGCAGAAGCGGCCGCAGCAGCAGCCGCAGCAGCCGCACCAGAAUCGAACGAAUCUUCCGACGGACAAUCGACGGCUGAUCACGGUGGUACCGACGAGACAAAACCAGACGAAGCGGACACAAACUAAGCCGCACAGCAUAAACCUGGCAUUACGGUAGCAAAUAUUUUUACGUGCACACACACACACACACACACACUAAUCCAUGAGCAGGCCACAUGAAAAGUUGUUAAAGUGGGUGCAAAGAAUAGAAAAAAUAUAGUAAACAACAACAACAAAAAACAGAACAAAAACAUAAAAAACAAGAUGAUAGUAACUUUAAACAAAACUUUAAUAAGCGUGUAAAGAAAAGCGUACAGAACAGAACACAAUAGUAGUGCAACACUUACUAACUAUUCUGAUCGAAUGUGGCUGAGAUUUAGCAAAAAAGAAAAGAAAACAAGAGAAGAAAAACAAACACAAUGGUUGACAAGUGAAUAAUCGAACAAAACAGCGGGAAUAUUUAUUGAUACUGAAUAAAGCAAAAGAGACAACAAAAAACAAACCCAAUCACAACAGCAUAUUGUGUUUACGCGUACACACACUUUAGCCAAAAACAAAAAACAAAACCAAGCAGAAUCGUUCGUUACAAAAGUGUAACUUGGGGGGAAGGGGGCAAGUAAAAUGGUAACCGGCGAUUAGGGCAAAUGGAUCCGAACACAGCCGGCAAUAGAAGUGCACAGCAAUCAGACAACAAACGAUAUAUAUAUAUUUACAAAAACCGGAACAAACAAAGAAAAAAAGCUCUAUUUCUACAAGCUUGCACAACCAUUACACGAUCAUUCAAUCACACACGCACAUUGAUCAGUAGAAGAUGCAGAAAUUAAAGGCACGCGCACGUUCACACAAUCACAUCAAUACACCCACCCCCCCGGGGGGAGGGAUGGUCUCAUCAGCAUUCUUAGCAUAGGCAGACAAACUGCAACAAGGCCGUGUAUGGCCGAAAACACAGGCGAAAAACUCACCACUGAAUUGAUAGAAACAGAAUUACUUCUAUUAGAGCUACCUGACCUGAAGUUUGUUAACGAAAGUAAUAAAACUCUUCUAUAUUUGCUGUUACGGAAAUAAAUGCAAAGUCUAAAGGUUCGAGUAUGAUUAAAUAGAUUCGGUUUUUUUU
This is a messenger RNA of Anopheles funestus (African malaria mosquito), 2752 nucleotides long. RefSeq names its product dual specificity calcium/calmodulin-dependent 3',5'-cyclic nucleotide phosphodiesterase 1-like. Lineage: Eukaryota; Metazoa; Arthropoda; Insecta; Diptera; Culicidae. The transcript is spliced from 3 exons. Gene Ontology annotation, biological process: signal transduction. The record is from RefSeq and is a predicted model, not a curated record. The annotation marks the transcript as partial. Gene Ontology annotation, molecular function: 3',5'-cyclic-AMP phosphodiesterase activity.